CGAAACAUUUUAGGGGAGGGGGGAAAAUAUCAAACGCUCGCGAUCUUUUCGAGCACUUUCGAGCUCCCACUGCACAACCGCGACUCAUCUCUCUCUCCCUCCUCUGCAACGGACCGGGAGAACUCGCGAACGGAACGCUCAUGCGUCGUGUCGACCGCGAGAUUCCGCCGGAAGUACUUGCGCGGGCCCGUAGAUUCGAUUGUUAUGCGGCGACCUCCGUUUCUCUUAGAUGAGAAUCCAGCGGCUGCUCGUGAACUUGUGCGGCGGCCUUCCCGGACAGCUUGUCAUGGAUCAUCUCGCUCUGCAGCCGCCUCAUGCUGGGAUCGUGUCCCGCUACUUGCACCGGCUGCAUUCGUGCCACCGUAGCUGCAUUUAUGUUCCAGGCCGCCGUUUGAGUUCUCGGGUUGUUGUAGCAUGUGGCGACGGUGGAAUUCACGAUCUCAUUGAGGAUGAUUGGGAUGGGAAGGAUUCCGGUGCAAAUCUCGAGGAUGAAUUUGAUCCCUUCUCGGUGUGCAAGAAAUACCCGUCCAUCAUCAUCGGCAGUUCGCCGACGAUAGAGCUGUAUGACGGGACGACAUCUUUCUCUUCUGCAGCAACCCAAAGUUGCUGGGGAUUUCCCCCCGCUGCUGUCGAUGCGGAUUGGGGUGUUCCUAAUAGACUCUGCAAUGCAUGGUCCUCGUUGUCUGUCUCUCUCGAAGAGGAAAAGUCUUCAUCACAAUUGCCAAUGGAAGAAAGCGUUGCAAGUUUGCUACCUGAUGAGCCCAUGCCUGUGGAAAUUGGAAGUUUGGAUAGCUCAGUAGUUGAGGAGGAAUCUUUGGAUGAAGUGGAUGCUGAAUCAGAUUCAGUUGCUGCAUUGGUUGAGAUGAUUCUCGACAGACCGAUCAGUUCCUUACCUGGAUUGACUAAGAGGCAGCGCCAUCUACUAGAAAAGAAUGACUUUCACACGAUACGAAAACUGCUAAACCAUUUUCCGAGGACUUAUGCUGAUCUUCAGAAUGCACAUUUUGGAAUUCAGGAUGGACAAUACUUGAUCUCAGUUGGCAGGAUUUUGUCCUCCAGAGGAAUCAGAGCAGGCUCUUCAUUUUCAUUUCUAGAGGUGGUUGUAAGUUGUCAGAUCGCUGAUGAUAAAUCAACUUGGGAGCAUAUGAAUGGUGAUCUAGAUGAGAAGGAGAAAAAGACAAUCUAUCUGCAUCUGAAGAAAUUCUUUCGUGGUACUCGUUUUACUAGUCAAUCUUUUCUAAGAAUCCUUCAGGAGAAGCACAGAGUUGGGGACAUUGUGUGUGUUAGUGGCAAGGUAAAAUCUAUGAGUUCUGAAGAUCAUUAUGAAAUUAGAGAAUAUAAUAUUGACGUGCUUGAAGAUGAAGAGGACUCCUCUCUCUGCACUGCUGGGAGGCCAUACCCUAUAUACCCUUCAAAAGGUGGCUUAAACCCUACCUUUAUUAGGGAUGUUAUUCAAAGAGCUUUGCAAACCUUGUCUUUUGGUGUGGAUCCUAUUCCAAAAGAUGUCACUCAGGAACUUGGAAUUUUAGGUCUUCGUGAUGCAUACAUGGGAAUUCACCAGCCAAAGAAUAUAUAUGAGGCUGAUUCAGCUCGCAAAAGGCUGAUAUUCGAUGAGUUUUUUUACCUGCAGUUGGGACGCUUAUUCCAAAUGCUUGAAGGUCUUGGUACAGAAAUAGAGAAAGUUGGGUUGCUGGACAAGUACAGAAAACCUGAAAUGAGCUCCACAUAUGUUAAGGAAUGGUCUAGUCUUACCCAAAAGUUUUUGAAGACUCUUCCAUAUGACCUCACAACUAGUCAGCUAAGUGCUGUUUCCGAGAUCAUAUCAGAUCUAAGGAGACCUGUUCCCAUGAAUAGGCUCUUGCAGGGUGACGUGGGAUGUGGCAAAACCGUUGUAGCUUUUUUGGCUUGCAUGGAAGUAAUUGGCUCAGGAUAUCAAGCAGCUUUCAUGGUUCCAACUGAGUUGCUUGCGAUCCAGCAUCACGAGCACUUGCUUGAUUUGCUUGAGAAAUUGGACAUCGAAUCCAGACCUUCUGUUGCUUUGCUUACUGGUGGAACACCUUCAAAACAAUCUCGGGUCAUUCGUGAGGGGCUCCAAACUGGAGAAAUAUCGAUCGUUAUUGGAACUCACAGUUUAAUAGCCGAGAGGAUUGAGUUUUCUGCCUUACGUAUUGCUGUGGUGGAUGAGCAACAUCGGUUUGGUGUGGUUCAAAGGGGGAGGUUUAAUAGUAAGUUGUAUUAUAACUCUGUAAGUUCAAGAACUGCUGCAGCUCAUCUUGAUGAUCCUUCCAGAGGUGAUGCUAAUAUGGCCCCUCAUGUCCUUGCCAUGUCAGCCACUCCAAUUCCCAGGACACUUGCUUUAGCAUUGUAUGGAGAUAUGUCCAUGACACAGAUCACUGACUUGCCUCCUGGAAGAAUUCCCGUUGAAACACAUGUAAUUGAAGGAAAUGAACAAGGCUUUCAAGAAAUGUAUAAGAUGAUGUUGGAUGAGUUAGAAGCAGGAGGGAAGAUUUACCUUGUUUAUCCAGUAAUUGAGCAAUCCGAGCAACUGCCUCAGCUUCGUGCAGCUUCUGCUGAUCUAGAAGACAUUUCUCAACGAUUCAAGGAUUACAACUGUGGUUUGUUACAUGGGAAAAUGAAAAGCGACGAGAAAGAUGAAGCUUUGCGGCGAUUCAGAUCAGGUGAUACAAAUAUACUGCUUUCCACACAGGUGAUUGAGAUUGGUGUGGAUGUCCCAGAUGCAUCAAUGAUGGUUGUGAUGAAUGCUGAGCGAUUUGGGAUGGCUCAGUUACACCAACUCAGAGGACGAGUUGGACGUGGAGUGAGAAAGUCCAGAUGUAUCCUUUUAGCAUCUACUGUCGGUAGCUUGACCCGUUUGAAGGUGCUGGAGAAUUCAACUGAUGGCUUUCACUUGGCAAAUAUGGACCUUCUCUUGCGUGGACCUGGUGAUUUGCUUGGUAAGAGACAGUCAGGACACCUUCCAGAAUUUCCCAUUGCCAGACUUGAAAUAGAUGGGAAUAUUUUGCAAGAUGCACAUCAUGCUGUAUUGAAAGUUUUGGGUUCUUCGCAUGACCUGGAGCGUUACCCAGGGCUAAAGGUAGAGCUUAGCAUGCGUCAACCACUAUGCCCUCUUGGAGAUUGAGCUUUGAACCCGAAGAUGCCUAAGGCACAAAAUGAUCAAAUUCAUUUGCAAGAUGGAGCUCCAGAGAUCUGGCAGGACUUAUUUUUCAACAAGUUCUCAAACUGGGUUUUGUAGAGCUCGCACUCAGUGUACAUAACCUUCUUUUGUGGCUGUCAUGGUAUGCAUGUGGCAGUUAAUGCCAGAAGUUGAAAGGUUCAUGCUUUCUGGGUGAGUGGUUCACCCUUUUCCCUUUUAACCUUUUAAGAGUAGGAGCUUACGGAAUAUUUGUACAGUCUCCGUGAUGUAAGCUGAAACAAUAGGUGCAUGGGCCUCAGGUCACUUCUUUUAGUGCAUAGCUACUCUGAUCUAUCUCAUGGUUGUUGACUAUACUGUUUUGCUUGAUUGUUGCCAUUGUUCUAGAAUGACAGGCAUGAUCAUUGGAGCGAUCAUCGCACUUGACUCUUGUACAUACUGGAAGGAUUUGAUGUCAUUUAUAACCAAAGAUUUUGUCAUGGAAGAAGCAUUCUCGUGAGACUUAGACAAAAUACUACAGGAAAGCCUCGAAUGCAGAAGAUCUUUUCAUCAAUCAAUCAAGCUACAAGUAAGGAAGGAAGUGCUACUGUAAAGUAAUUGAGAUAGGAUGCGCCGCUGGAGAGCUAAUGGCUCGUAAUGUCUUCAAUCUCCAACGUUUUUUGUUUUUUUUAAUAAAUUUUGUCCUGACUGAAAGUGUUACGCAGCUGAUUAUGCCUUUUUUGGGUUACCGUAUCUGUGGAAGUUCUCACCUACUCAU
This is a messenger RNA of Eucalyptus grandis, 3908 nucleotides long. RefSeq names its product ATP-dependent DNA helicase homolog RECG, chloroplastic. Gene Ontology annotation, molecular function: DNA helicase activity; ATP binding; nucleic acid binding. The transcript is spliced from 15 exons. NCBI's taxonomy places the organism in Eukaryota, Viridiplantae, Streptophyta, Magnoliopsida, Myrtales, Myrtaceae. Gene Ontology annotation, biological process: DNA repair; DNA recombination. Bases 230 to 3139 code for a protein of 969 amino acids. The record is from RefSeq and is a predicted model, not a curated record.